GGAAAUCACGCACCUGCAAAGCUAACGCCUCUCUCUCUCUCUCUCUCUCUCUCUCUCUCUCUCUCUUGUGCUUUGGUUAUUUCGUUAGUGAAUGCAGAGCUGAGUUUGGGGUUCGGGUUAGGAUUCGGGUUACCCGAUUGUGAUUUGAUGGAUCCGGGUGCGAUGAUGAAUGAAGGUUCCUUUGCGAAUGAUGGGAGUGGCAAUACGGUGCCGUAUAGCUUAGCGGAGAUCUGGCAGUUUCCUCAGGCUAUGAAUGGCGGCGGAGGAUUGGGACUCAGGAGGCCACAGUUCGGACACGCGUUGGGGCAGUUUGGGGAUUUCACCACCGGUCCAAACCGGGACGUUUCGGCUACUGGACCCACCGGGGCUGACCAGAGAGCGGCUAACCAUGGGCCUGGGCCUGGGCCUGGAGCCAGUAGUAGAAAGAGGCGUGACUCGGAGGAUGAUUCUGCAAAGGGCGUGUCCACCAGCAAUGGCGGUGGCAAUGCCGUGAAUGAGGGUGAUGGAAAACGGGUUAAAGCAACAGGGAACAGGAAUGAGGGUGGGGAUGGUAAAGUGGAAGGAGAAGCCAGUUCAGGAAAGCCUGCGGAGCAAAGCACUAAGCCACCUCCUGAACCUCCUAAACAAGAUUACAUUCACGUCCGAGCCAGAAGGGGUCAAGCUACUGAUAGCCACAGUCUUGCAGAACGAGCUAGAAGGGAAAAGAUUAGUGAGAGAAUGAAAAUUCUUCAGGAUUUGGUCCCUGGUUGUAAUAAGGUUAUUGGGAAAGCAUUGGUCCUUGAUGAGAUAAUUAACUAUAUCCAAUCUCUUCAGCGCCAAGUUGAGUUUUUAUCAAUGAAGCUUGAAGCGGUGAAUUCAAGACUGAACUCUGGCCUUGAAGCAUUUGCUUCUAAAGAUUUUGGUCAGCAAACAUUUGAUCCAGCUAUAACGUUCGGUACGCAAGUGCCAAGAGAGUAUAGCAGAGGUUCUUCACCAGAGUGGUUACAUAUGCAGGUAGGAGGUGGUUUUGAAAGAACAACGUAGUCUAUGAUAUCCCUUUACCUGGUAAUAAAUACAUAAACAGGCGAUAUCCCAUUCUUCAGUGGCUUCCAGAAGACACAAGUGAUAUACACUGGGAAUUGAAUCCAAUGGACACUUCAUUCCCAUUUUCUACACGAGGCAUGGAGCUGUUACUGUUAUUCACAGGACUGCUUCAGUUUCUAUUUAAGCAUCUCCAUAUGUUGGUGUGUUGGAAAAUGAAUUCAUUACUCAAUAUGUAGUAUAGUGGACUUUUAGGCUUUGUAUUCUGGUGAUCAACAUAACCCUUUAAAAGAUCAUUUUUCCUGUAAAAUAAUGCUGCUUGUCCUGAAUACAUAAUGCUUACUUAUUGUGCAAUACUAAUAGUCCCAAUAGUGAUCUUUGUUUGUUAAGCAAUGUUGAAUAAAUGAACUUAAUAUAAUUUUG
This is a messenger RNA of Abrus precatorius (Indian licorice), 1443 nucleotides long. RefSeq names its product transcription factor BHLH089-like. The transcript has 6 exons. Gene Ontology annotation, molecular function: protein dimerization activity; DNA-binding transcription factor activity. Lineage: Eukaryota; Viridiplantae; Streptophyta; Magnoliopsida; Fabales; Fabaceae. Bases 148 to 1023 code for a protein of 291 amino acids. Gene Ontology annotation, biological process: regulation of DNA-templated transcription. Gene Ontology annotation, cellular component: nucleus. The record is from RefSeq and is a predicted model, not a curated record.